AUGUCGGAAGAGUAUAUGGACUUUGACCGGUUCAUCGAAACCUUUGAACUGAAGCUCGAUAAGGAGUUUGACUGCGACGACGCAGCAACUUCGUGGGCUCCCUCAGCCAACGGCGGUCCUCAACUUUGGGGAGACGAGCAAGAUAUGGGAAGUUCAUGGCAGUGGCAACCAACGCCAUCGUUAGAAUCUAUGCUGUCGAGUCAAAAGUAUUGA
Molecule: messenger RNA, 213 nt
Organism: Akanthomyces muscarius
Lineage: Eukaryota; Fungi; Ascomycota; Sordariomycetes; Hypocreales; Cordycipitaceae
Exons: 2
Coding region: 1-213 (70 amino acids)
Source: RefSeq, a predicted model, not a curated record